AUGCCCAACCCGAGCAUCGUUAUUUCGGAAGGCUCCCCACAAUACGAGGCCGAUCCAGACGACUUCUCGCGACGGCUUAAGAUUUCCUCAUCCUCCCCACGCGGCCCGCACGCGCGCCCUGCUGCCAACGGCAGUCCCGGUAAGCUCUACGAUCCCAACACCGACUCGGUCCGCAAGACUGCCCCCCAUGUCACUGCCGAGCCCGACGCGAUGUCCGAUGCCGCAUCGAGUUCUCAUUCACCGCGAGUCUCCCGCAUGCACCAGUCCUCUCAGGCCGCCCGCAACCUCGUCGAACACCGACAGCUCUUCGAUCCUCGCAAGCACGAUGCGGUUCAGUUCUCUGCGCAGAACCGACAUAACGCCACUGUCACCCCAUUGCCGAGCGGUCGCCCAACCCCUACACCCAAGUCUUCAGGAGACUGGGUCUCCGCGUCUUCAACCUCCUCCGCUUCGUAUGCCCAUUCAUCCAUAUCUUCCAAAUUCACCCUCUCCUCCGCCACCGACUCCUCUUCUGCAUCAUCCGCUCUUUUCGACUCCUCAAAUCCCGCGGGCCAGAGGUCCGAGGACAGCGCCUCUAGCGCGAACGCCUUCUCUCGAAAACUGAAGGAGGUUUACCGAACGAUCAGUGGCUUGGAGACCAGGCUGUUGGGUAGCGACAAGGAUCGGGACAGGGCAGAGGAUGCUCGUAUCAGAGCACCAGCACAAUUCCUUAACUAUGCCUAUGUAUUCUACGGCGGUCUCAUCGAGGAACGCAACUUCGCGCAAUACCGCGGGCCGUUCCUCGAGGCUCUCGGCGACAUGUCUCGCUACUGGACGGCCGUCAGCGCCCUCAUCGAAGGGACUGAUUCUACAGGCAACACACUCACGGUAUCCGCCGUUGCCAAGAACAACCUGCUCGCCUCCAACACCCCUCGCCCAUCGUCCCCGAAUCCUCCCGCCACCGAUCUCCCAUCAGCUGCGGUGUUGCCAACCCCUGCACAGAUCGACGACAGCCCUCAGUCAUCUGAGGCUGAGAUGCCUCUUGGUGCCGAUGACGCAGUGGGUGCUGUUCUCCAUAUCCACAACAUCCCUAGCAUCGGUCAGGAGGCAGCCCGCUUGAUGGAACUCGACCCCGACCAGGAGCGCUGGUGGCAGGUCUCAAAGGAUUGGUUCGCGCGGCGGCUCACAAUUGCCCCCAACUCCGCCAAGCUCCACAUGAGAACUAAAGGCCAGGAGUAG
Molecule: messenger RNA, 1218 nt
Organism: Epithele typhae
Lineage: Eukaryota; Fungi; Basidiomycota; Agaricomycetes; Polyporales; Epitheliaceae
Exons: 4
Coding region: 1-1218 (405 amino acids)
Source: RefSeq, a predicted model, not a curated record